Molecule: messenger RNA, 1441 nt
Organism: Paramecium sonneborni
Lineage: Eukaryota; Ciliophora; Oligohymenophorea; Peniculida; Parameciidae
Source: the annotation of a GenBank genome assembly
CGGUUUAAUGGCUUCAUUAAAAUACACAAUACAUUAAACAUCGACAGAUGAAAGUCAGAAUCAUAAUAAUAAUAUUAACUGCAUUUUAUUUCCUAGCAAUGAACAUAUUUGGGUAGUCCAGAACCCUUAAAAACAUGAAACUAUUGUAAUAAAAUUUGAUUUUCCUUGUAAAAUCAAAGAAUUCAUAAUAAGUAUAAAUUAGUCUUAGCGUUUAGCUACAAAAUCUUGUUCUUAAGUAAAAAUCUCAUUAUAUAAUAUUACAGAAGAUAAUGUAAAAAUCUAAUUGAAGCAAUUAGAAAAAGUUAAUUUUAUGACUCAAAAUUAAGUGAAAAAAGUUCCUAAUCCAGAUUUUGAGGAUAAUUCAUAUCAAUAUGCUGAAAUAAUAUUUUUUAGUUAGAAUGAUGAAUUAUCCAUUAAACAUUUAUAAGUUUUAGGCUUAUCAAAUUAAAAUCAAACAUUAUCAUAAUAUCCAUUAUUGUCUGAAAAUAGCCAUAUCAAAUAACCAAUUAAGAAAAACUAAUUUUAAUUAAAUAAAUCAUCUGAAAAAGAAUCAUUAUUAAUAAUUGAUCAAUCAUCUGCUCUUAAAAUUAAUCCAAUUAAUUAAAUUAGUUAAAGAAGUGCUUAAAUGAUAUAAAAAUCUUAAUAAUCAUCUUUGUUUAAUAAAACUCAAUAAUAAAAAAAGCAAAUCAGUGAUAAAUAGGUUGAAGAUUAAUCUUUUUAAAAAGCAGUUGAAGAAAGUCUUAAAAUGCAUAAAAGAGAAUAAUAGUAAAAAUAAGAAUAAUAGGAUUUUGAAAUAGAAAAAUAACUAGAUUAAAUGUAUUGUGAGGAAGAAAAAGAUAAUAAUAAUAAAAAUUAAAAUAUUUUUAAUUCUUAUGAAUCACUAAAUAAAUAAUUAGAUGAAGCAUUAAUUAAGGAAUAAAAAUAUUCAUAAUCAUAAUCAAAAAUUAAACAAUAAUUAUUUUCAACAUUAAAUGAAGAAAAAAAUGAUUUAAUUAAAGUAUAAAUUGUGAAUGACAAUUUUAUUCAUGAUUAAGAAGAAGAAUAAAUGAUUUAAUAUCAUUCAACUAUGAUCAAUUAAGAAUUUGUUUAAUUCCACAAAGCUUUGGAAGAAUCCUAUUUUAGAAGUUCAAGUUUAUUCAAUUAUAUCAAUUAAUAAUUCAAACCAUUAUAAAAUUAGCAAGUUUUUAUUGUUAAAGAUACAUUAACCGAAUUUGAAUAUAAAAGAUUUGAAUUAAAAGUGAUUAAUUUAGGAGGAACUGUUGUUAAAUCAGUUACUAAUAAUACUACUAUCAUAAUUUCUGAUAAAGCUGUACAAUUAGAUAACAAGUAUAUAAUUAUUAUUAAAAUUAGAAAAUAUAAUAUUUAUGUUUUGAGUACUAAAUUUUUGGAAUCUUGUAGUCAAGAUAAAUGGCCCAAAUUUGGAAAGUAUGAAGUAAAAUGA